UGUUGUUGCAUUACAUCAUCUAACUGGCCAUUUAAUUUUAAUUUUAAAUCACCUUUAUACGCAAUGAAUCAUUAAAAAAAAGUCUUUGGUUAUAGAAUUUUGUAAUAAACUCCACUAUUAUCGAAAUAUAAAACACGUGCAAAAUGGAGUUUCUAAUCUAAACAACUUCAUUGUUAUGAACAAUCGAAUUGAUGGAGUAAUAAUAGUGAGGAACACGUGUUUAAUUGUCACAUUGCAUCUAUUGAUGUAAAACAUUUAUUUCAUUUAAAAGUAUUUAAUAAAUAAAGUAAUCAAAUAUAAGGUACUAAAUUUAGUUAUUUUCAUUGGAAAUAAAAUGGAGUACAUACAAAAUUUUGAUGAAACUACACAAGCAGUUGCCAGAGUGCUCUGUUGUCGGUGUGGAACCGUCAUAGAACCUAACCCUGCCAAUAUGUGUGUAGCAUGUUUACGAGCGGAAAUUGAUAUUACAGAAGGUAUUCCUAAACAAGCAACGAUACAUUUCUGUCGAGGAUGUGAAAGAUACCUUCAACCACCUAAUGAUUGGAUUCAUGCUGCUUUAGAGUCUCGGGAGCUCUUGACUUUAUGUUUGAAGAAAUUGAAAGGAUUGCAUCAAGUAAAACUCGUUGAUGCUGGAUUUGUUUGGACUGAACCACAUUCAAAAAGAAUUCGAGUAAAGUUGACAGUCCAUGCAGAAGUCAUGGGUGGAACAGUUCUCCAACAAGUUUUUGUCGUUGAAUUUAUUGUAAAUCAUCAAAUGUGCGAUGAUUGCCAUCGCAAUGAAGCUAAAGAUUACUGGCGUGCAUGUGUACAAGUGAGGCAAAAAGCAAUUAAUAAAAAAACAUUUUAUUAUUUGGAGCAACUUAUAUUGAAACACAAAGCUCAUGAACAAACUUUAGGAAUUAAACCUAUUCACGAGGGUUUGGAUUUCUAUUUUGCCACUGACGCUAAUGCAAGAAAAAUGGUAGACUUCAUCACGGCUGUAUUACCUUGUCGGUACCAGCAGUCACAGAAAUUGAUAUCUCAUGAUAUUCAUAGUAAUAUUUACAACUAUAAAGUUACAUUCAGUGUUGAAAUUGUACCAAUUUCGAAAGACAGUGUGGUAUGUCUUCCAAAGAAAUUGACUCAUCAACUAGGUGGAUUGAAUCCAAUUGCUCUUGUCUACAAAACUACCAGUGCUAUUCAUCUUAUCGAUGUAACUACUGGUCAACUUGCUGAAGUAAAUGCUACAACUUAUUGGCGAACACCAUUUAACAGCAUCUGUAAUCCUAAACAAUUAACCGAAUAUAUCGUAAUGGAUAUUGAACCAUUGAAGCCGAAUGAAAUAAAGGUAUUUCCAGGUCAAGGUACAAUUUCCCAUAAGCACACUAUCGCUGACGUGUGGUUAGUAAAAGCUUCCGAACUUGGCAUUAAUGAUAAUCCAAUUCACGCGCGUACACAUUUGGGCCACAUUUUGAAACCGGGUGACUCCGCAUUAGGAUAUGCUAUCGCAGAUAGUAAUAUCAAUGACCCUAAUUUCGAGAAAUUAAAUCAGGAAAACGUGAUUGAUAUUGUUUUGGUCAAGAAAUAUUAUGGAUAUGAUAAAGCUGCAAGGCGAAGGGUAAGAGUAUGGAAACUGAAACAUCUAGCAGAUGAAUCUAUGAGCAUGAAUACUGAAAACAAUGAGUACAAUGAAUUCUUGGAUGAGUUGGAAGAAAAUCCUGAAAUGCGACAGAAUAUAAAUAUAUUCCGAGAUCCAACUAAACAAAUUCCAGUAGAUACUAAUGAAGUAGAUCCAAACAUGCCACAAAUCAGUCUUGAGGAGAUGCUAGAUGAUCUUGUUAUUGAAGAUGAUGACAUGGCUGAGUGUCAUGAAUAAUUUAAUCAAUCUUUACAAAGCAUUUUCUAUAUUUUUUGAAUAAGUUUUAUCUUAUUUAAUUAUUUGAAUAAAUCAAACUUG
Chelonus insularis is the source of this 1936-nucleotide messenger RNA. RefSeq names its product 60S ribosomal export protein NMD3 (gene Nmd3). Gene Ontology annotation, molecular function: ribosomal large subunit binding. Gene Ontology annotation, biological process: ribosomal large subunit export from nucleus. Lineage: Eukaryota; Metazoa; Arthropoda; Insecta; Hymenoptera; Braconidae. The record is from RefSeq and is a predicted model, not a curated record. Gene Ontology annotation, cellular component: cytoplasm; nucleus. The coding region runs from base 335 to 1855 and encodes 506 amino acids. The transcript is spliced from 12 exons.